Molecule: messenger RNA, 1347 nt
Organism: Diutina rugosa
Lineage: Eukaryota; Fungi; Ascomycota; Pichiomycetes; Serinales; Debaryomycetaceae
Gene: RAM1
Product: protein farnesyltransferase
Exons: 1
Coding region: 1-1347 (448 amino acids)
Biological process (GO): protein farnesylation
Cellular component (GO): protein farnesyltransferase complex
Molecular function (GO): protein farnesyltransferase activity
Source: RefSeq, a predicted model, not a curated record
AUGGAGAAUCAGAAAAGACGCCUGGAAACUGCACCCGACGCCUCUGCAAAGGCCAAUGACGACGAUGAAUGGGUUUCUACCGAUGAUGCAAUCGAGGGGGCUCUAGGACUAGACGACGAUCCGUCGAAAUUGAAUCUGGAUAAUUGGUUCGAACCUACUGCUCCACUCAUGGAAGCAUCAACCUAUCACAGUGAGACAACCCAGUUGCAGCAGGAUACUGAGGAGGUGGUGAUCGAGCUGUAUAAUGAACAUCCAUCGAUGGAAUUUCUUUACGAACGCCACGUUCAGUACGUCAGCUUGUGUCUCACCAGACCAAUGCCAUCGGCUUACACUAUGCUUGAUGCCAAUCACCUGUGGAUGGUGUACUGGCUUGUCAACUCUUUCCAUGUGAUUAAGCACAGGGAUUCGGAACUAAGCAAGGAAUUGGCCCCCGAUGAUGAUGUGAUUGCCAACGCAACUGAAGCCUGGAUCAACGAUGAUGGCAAGGGUGGCAUCGGUGGUGGCGUUGGACAAAUUGGUCAUAUGGCUCUGACCUAUGCUGGGGUGCUUCUGUUGGUGCUUACAAGGAGAUUUGACAUUCUCGAACGCAUCCGGACUGGAUUAUACGAGUGGGUGAUGCUGCUAAAGAACCCUAAUGGAUCGUUCAAGAUGCACCAUAACGGCGAGGCCGACACGAGACUGACAUAUUGUGCUUUAGUGGUGGCAACAUUGCUCAAUAUCGUUACUGAUGAGUUCCUCGUUGGAGUUGAAGCAUGGUUGGACCAGUGCCAAACCUUUGAGGGUGGGUUUGCCGGUGUUCCCGGCACUGAGGCACAUGGUGGAUACACCUAUUGCGCGUUGGCUCUGUACUUUUUGCUUCACAAGGAACCUACAUUCAAGGGUCUUGACGUACCUAACCUUACAAGAUGGCUCGUACUGAGACAAUUCCAGCUCGAAGGUGGGCUUAGUGGUCGUACCAAUAAGUUGGUCGAUGCGUGCUACUCAUUCUGGGUAGGUGCUGCGAUACCAUUGAUUGAAAUCGCCACUAAAACUGAACAAUUGUUCAACCGCUAUGCUCUCAAAAGCUAUUUAUUGAGGGUUGCUCAAAACUCAAGGGGCGGGUUUAAAGAUAAACCCGGCAAGCUGGUAGACUUUUACCAUACUAACUACUCAUUGAUGGGGCUCAGUAUGUGCGAAUACCUAACUAAAUUGAAAACUGAUGAUGCCAAUGAGUUGAUGGCUUUCCGGUUCCACCAUGAACCACUCGCCGAUGAUGUCCACACCGAAGCCACGAAUCCAGUGUUUGGCUUACCCGAAGUGUUUGUUAGUGACUGUAGAGGACACUUUCAGCAACUCGAUGGGCACUAG